Messenger RNA from Myotis myotis, 900 nucleotides. RefSeq names its product zinc finger protein 296-like. Lineage: Eukaryota; Metazoa; Chordata; Mammalia; Chiroptera; Vespertilionidae. Gene Ontology annotation, cellular component: nucleus. Gene Ontology annotation, biological process: regulation of transcription by RNA polymerase II; negative regulation of dendrite development. Gene Ontology annotation, molecular function: DNA-binding transcription factor activity; RNA polymerase II cis-regulatory region sequence-specific DNA binding. The transcript has 3 exons. Bases 1 to 900 code for a protein of 299 amino acids. The record is from RefSeq and is a predicted model, not a curated record.
AUGGCUCUGCGACACUGUCCUGAAGGGGCUGGAGCUGCCGACACAGCAGGUGUGCAGGAACCUGGGGCUCCAGGUGGUAGAGCUCAGGCUGGUCCUGGUGGGGACAGUUGGGGCGAUGCCAUCAAGAAAGAGGGAAUCAACUCUGCCCAGAUCCCAGACAAGUUGCCUAAGAAGACUCCAAAGACAGUGGGCAAGAGCCGUGGGCCCGGGGGCAGCUGUGAGUUCUGUGGGAAACGUUUCACCGACAGCAGCAGCCUGACUGUGCACCGGCGCUCACACACCGGGGAGCGGCCCUAUACCUGCGACCUCUGCUCCUUUGCCUGUGCCCAGGGGAGCAAGCUUAGCCGCCACCGCCGCAUACAUGGUCUGGGGCCCGGCGGUGCCCGCUUUGAGUGCCCCCACUGCCAUGUGCCCUUCCGCCUGCGGGCCACCCUGGACAAACACCUGUGGCAGAAGCACCCCCAAGCAGGCCGGGAGGCCUUCGUGGCAGGAAUGCCCUUCCCCCCUGCUGUCCCUGAGACUCCGCUGCUGGGCCCGUCAGAGGUGGCUGCAGCCAGGUCAGCAGUGGUGGGGCAGCAAGUGGAGGCCCAGGGCUCCGGGGCGAACAGCCUCCCCCUGCGGAGCCCCACCUGCGCUGUGUGCAUGAAGACCCUCAGCUCCUUCAGCAACUUCAAGGUGCACAUGCACCUGCACACGGGCGAGCGGCCUUACGCCUGUGACCAGUGUUCUUAUGCCUGUGCCCACAGCAGCAAGCUCAACCGCCACAAGAAGACCCACCACGGGCAGCUGCAGCCUCAGAGCCUCUACACGGCCAAGGCCAGUCAGGAACAGGCCUCAGCUGCGCCUCCAUAUACUCUUAAUAUUGGGGCUGAGAAUGGCACCGAAUCUAACAGUUAUUAA